GUGAAAUGGAAGAAAUCGGAUGUCAAGUUUGAAGAUCGAUUUGACAAAUAUCUUGACCCAUCUUUCUUUCAGCACAGAAUUCACUGGUUUUCAAUUUUCAAUUCUUUUAUGAUGGUGAUCUUUCUGGUUGGCCUAGUGUCUAUGAUAUUAAUGAGAACUUUGCGAAAAGAUUAUGCAAGAUACAGCAAGGAGGAAGAAAUGGAUGAUAUGGACAGAGAUCUAGGUGAUGAGUAUGGGUGGAAGCAGGUCCAUGGAGAUGUUUUUAGACCAUCCAGUCAUCCUCUAAUAUUUUCAUCGCUUAUUGGUUCUGGUUGUCAAAUUUUUGCUGUGUCUCUUAUAGUCAUUGUUGUUGCAAUGAUAGAGGAUUUAUACACAGAGAGAGGAUCGAUGCUUAGUACAGCUAUAUUUGUUUAUGCUGCAACAUCGCCAGUGAAUGGAUACUUUGGAGGAAGCCUUUAUGCUAGACAAGGAGGAAGGCGAUGGAUAAAGCAGAUGUUCAUCGGAGCCUUCCUCAUUCCAGCAAUGGUGUGUGGAACUGCCUUCUUCAUUAACUUCAUUGCCAUCUAUUACCAUGCUUCAAGAGCUAUACCCUUUGGAACCAUGGUGGCAGUGUGCUGUAUUUGUUUCUUUGUCAUUCUUCCAUUGAACCUCGUUGGUACGAUUCUUGGCCGAAAUCUGUCAGGGCAGCCUAAUUUUCCAUGUCGUGUCAAUGCAGUGCCUCGUCCCAUACCAGAGAAAAAAUGGUUUAUGGAGCCAGCUGUUAUUGUUUGCCUAGGUGGUAUCCUCCCUUUUGGAUCGAUUUUUAUUGAAAUGUAUUUCAUUUUUACUUCAUUCUGGGCUUACAAGAUCUACUAUGUUUAUGGCUUUAUGAUGUUGGUUCUGGUUAUCCUCUGCAUUGUGACAGUUUGUGUGACUAUUGUUUGUACGUAUUUCCUGCUAAACGCAGAGGAUUACAGGUGGCAAUGGACAAGCUUUCUUUCUGCGGCAUCAACUGCGAUUUAUGUUUACAUGUACUCUUUUUACUACUACUUUUUCAAGACAAAGAUGUAUGGCUUGUUUCAAACAUCGUUUUACUUUGGUUAUAUGGCAGUAUUCAGCACAGCUUUGGGAAUAAUGUGUGGAGCUAUUGGUUACAUGGGAACAAGUGCCUUUGUUCGUAAAAUCUACACUAAUGUGAAAAUUGACUAAGGAAAUAAGAAAAUUGAACUAUGGAUCAGUUCCUGUUUUCAUGGGGAUGAACUUGCACAACAAAAAGCGCGAGAAGAGAUUUGGGUUUUAACACUGGGCACUAUAUGGGUCUCCAUUUUGUGGAUGGCUUAAAGUAACAUCUAUUUCAUUGAUCCUAGGUUCUUACUGACUGCUUUCUCCAACUGUUCACAGCAAAUGCUUGGAUUAUAUGCAGUAGGCAUUACUACAGUACGUGGCUAAUCUUCCCAAAACAAAACAAAAACAAAAACAAAAAACCUAGCUCAUUAAAGAUGAAUAGACUAGCUCUCUUCAGUGAAGAGGACAAACGGUUUAUUUAAAGCAUUUGUUCCAUUCAAUAAAAAGAGGGAAACUUGGCUGCUAAAACUACUUGAUUAGUAGUCUUCCUGGUACUUAACAUUUCUAAAUUAUGUAAAAAUGCCGUUCCAGAAAGAUUACUCUUCUGAUUUUUACUGCCAUUGCCAGGAUAGAAGGUAUGUUUUGUAUUUUGACUCCAGGUGCUUUUUGGUUUAUUUGCGAUAUCAACUAUACCCGACACUCAUUUGUUUAAAAAAUAAUUAAAAAAUAUAUAAAAAACCCCAUAUGCAUGUAAUAUAUCAGCUGUUGUUCUAGUUGGACCAACUUCCCUUUAUUUAUCUUUAAAGUAAUAUCCAGCUACAUCUUAAAUCCAUCCAAAGAAAAUACAAUCUGAAGACGGGAUGUGUUCUCUGCAAUGCAAUUUACUGUACAGUUAGAAAGCAAAAUGUUAAAUGAAGAGGAUUGUUUGGUUUUUUAAUAAACAUUUUGAGGUUUAGAUUAAAACAAAACCAAGAUUUUAACUGAAUGUCUAAAGUGAUUCUCCUUUUUCCCAAGUUAGUCUUGCAUUUUUUUUUGGUUUGGAUUUGAAUGAAGAUUUUCCUUUAGACAUUAUACAAGGGGUAAUAAGUGUAUAUAACAUUAAAUAAUGUAACUUAGGUGUAGAUCCCAAAUGUAUUUGGAUGUACAGAUUUACUACAGAGUACUUUUCUGAUGAUUCGGUGUAAAAAUGUGUGAAUUUGGGUGGCUUUUUACAUCUUGCCUGCCAUUGCAUGAAAAGUUGGGGUUUCUUCACAAUGUGUAUAUGUCAUGCUUUUCUGUUCUAUUUCCUUUCUCAAGCUCUUACAGGAAUUAAAUUUGUAAUUUAGAACAUUUUCAUUUUUGUUAAUCCUGUCUGGACACUUGUGUAACAUCAAAAGCACAGUUGCUUUAGAGUGUUCAGAAAACAAAAAUAAACUUUUCAGACAAAAA
Molecule: messenger RNA, 2472 nt
Organism: Leptosomus discolor (cuckoo roller)
Lineage: Eukaryota; Metazoa; Chordata; Aves; Leptosomiformes; Leptosomidae
Source: RefSeq, a predicted model, not a curated record